Molecule: messenger RNA, 1714 nt
Organism: Oryza sativa Japonica Group (Japanese rice)
Lineage: Eukaryota; Viridiplantae; Streptophyta; Magnoliopsida; Poales; Poaceae
Biological process (GO): GPI anchor biosynthetic process
Cellular component (GO): endoplasmic reticulum membrane
Molecular function (GO): hydrolase activity, acting on ester bonds
Source: RefSeq, a predicted model, not a curated record
GCGGCGCACAAAAACAAACCCAGACACACAAACAGGCGCACACAUCCCCAUAGCCCCCAAAAACCAAAAAAAAGAGGAGCAAAAAAAGAAGAGAAGAAGAGAAAAAAAAAAUCCCACGCCGCGUUGGCUCGCGAUCCCCUCCUCCCCCCUCCCCUGUCGAUUUGCUCCCCGGUGGUGGCCGCCCACGACGAACCCCCGCGCCGCGCGCGAUUCGAUCGCUCCUUCCGGAUUCUGCUCCCGGACUCGGAUCUCCUCCUCCUCGUCGAGCUCCUCCCGCCACUGCCCGUGUAGGUCUACCUGAGUUUGGGGGGCGGAGGGGGGGAGGGGAGGGGGAGGUGAUGGGGAUUGGCCGGGCGCGCUGGGUGGCGCUGCUUGUCGGCCUCGCGGCAGCGGCCGUGGUGGCGACGUUGGGUGCGUCCGAGGGCGACGCCGAUCCGCUCUACAGAGCCUGUGUUGACGAAUGCGAAAAGACGGGUUCCCUCCGAGAGACCUCCGUGAGGCACUGCCAAGUUCCAACUGAUGACCAUCCUGCUGAUAAAUCAUGGUACGCACAUGAACCAUUGUACUUGCAGUGGAAAGAAUGGAACUGCAAGAGUGAAUGCAGAUACCACUGUAUGAUGGAGAGGGAAAGUGAAAGGGAGCAACUUGGAUUAGGGUCAGUUAAGUAUCAUGGCAAAUGGCCUAUGAAGCGUGCAUCUGUGUUUCAGGAGCCUAUUUCUGCUGCUCUUUCCGCGCUCUCUCUCCUUGUACAAUUUAAUGGGUGGCUAUCUUUUUUCCUCCUGCUUUCUUACAAGCUGCCUCUUAGGCCUGAAACUCAAAUGACAUACUAUGAAUACACUGGCCUAUGGCACAUUUAUGGUCUUCUGGCCAUGAAUGCAUGGUUUUGGCGUGCCAUCUAUCACAGUUGUGAUACAGUUUGGACAGAAAAGUUGUAUUAUUCAUCAUUUGCUGCUUUUAUUGGGUACUCCCUUAUCUUGGCAAUAUUGCGAACUCUAAAUCUGAAGGAUGAAGCUUCCAGAGUGAUGGUGGCAGCUCCAAUUCUGGCAUUCACAACAACUCAUAUUUUGUAUCUCAAUUUCUAUGAACUUGAUAAAGGCCUAAACACAAAGGUUUGCACUGCUGCUAGCCUUGCUCAGUUCCUCCUAUGGGCAGUAUGGGCUGUCAUGACAAAACAUCCUUCAUGUUUUAAGAUCUUGUUUGUCAUUAUUGGAAACGUAUUCUCAAUAGUCUUGGAAACCUAUGACAUACCACCACGUUGGGGAUAUGUUGAUGGCCGUGUAUUUUGUGUUGCUAUUUCUAUUCCCCUCACAUAUCUCUGGUGGAAAUUUGCCAAGGAAGACGCUGAGAUGCGCACUUCAACAAUCAUCAAGAAAACAAGGUAGUGUUCAGCACAAGUGAAUAGCACAAGGAUUUGAGCCUAUGUGAAAUCUUAUGCUCGAGAUUCAGUCUUACCUUGUAAAAAUUUGAUCGUUCAUGUUCUUUCUAGGCAGCUUGUGAAUUAUGUUUUUUUCCAUCCCUUUUUGCCUCAGCUCAGAGGUUUAGGGUUAAUGCUUAGGGUGUGACUAGUCACUUUAUAUUCAUUUUCUUGUAAUCCCGACAGUGUAACACGGUAUGCUUGUAGCUGUGGUAAUGUAACAGAGGAACGUAGAUUCGAAGCUUUCUGAAUGUAUCAUUGUGAUCUGUGGCAUAAUAAUAAUUCUGGUUCAUGAAAGCA